Molecule: messenger RNA, 2512 nt
Organism: Linum tenue
Lineage: Eukaryota; Viridiplantae; Streptophyta; Magnoliopsida; Malpighiales; Linaceae
Source: the annotation of a GenBank genome assembly
GCUUUAGCGAGUUAAUUCUGUAAUUAAUGCCAGAUCCGCUCUCGCCUGCGCCGUUCUCGCUGCCUUACAUCCUUCGGUGGCCUUCCUCUCGCCACCACCACCACCGACGGUUCGAAAUCCAUAAAAUAUAAGGAUUGACUACAAAUGGGGCAGAGCCACGGUGCUCGUUCCGAGGAAUUCUGGUCAAUAUGGCAACUGGGUAUGUUUAAAUUAAUCGAAAGCUUGCUUCUUUUGUUGCGACUCCGCGUGGUGACAUCGGGAGUUCGUACGAGCAUGAAGUGCGCCGCAAAUGUGCUGCGAUCCAAAGGGAUCGCUCGUGUCCAUGCUGGCAACUACAGGAUCUUGAAUCCCCCGUCUGGGUUUGAUCGCAAGUACAGUACAUUGCUUCAGCCAAUCCUCUUAUAUAAGUUUGCCCACCAAGUGUUCGACUCAUUGCUUCAACCAGCUUUUCCUUUCCUCAACUCCUUUGAGGAAUCCCAACCAAAUCUUGAGCCACAUUUCUUGAGAGGGUAGUUUCUCAAUGUUGAAGAUGGGUCAGGCCAGUUUUCUGUGUUUUUGUCUCGGGAUGGUGUGUUUGAUGAGUGGGAUUUGGGUGGAAGCAGAGGACCCUUACAUAUAUUACACUUGGGAAAUCACCUAUGGGACUGUUUCUCCUCUAAAUGUUCCUCAACGAGCUAUACUCAUCAAUAACCAAUUCCCUGGCCCGACUAUUGACGCUGUGACAAAUGAUAAUGUCCUAGUAAAUGUCAUUAACAAGUUGGACGUCCCUUUCCUCAUAACAUGGAAUGGGAUUAAACAAAGGAGGACUCCAUGGCAAGAUGGAGUUCUUGGGACACAAUGUCCAAUCCCUCCAAACUCCAACUGGACCUACAAGUUCCAAGUGAAGGAUCAGAUUGGAACAUAUAACUACUUCCCUUCGAUCGGAAUGCAAAGAGUUGCUGGAGGGUAUGGAGCUUUCAACGUCAACCAAAGAUCAGUGAUUUCCAAACCUUACCCGGAACCUUUUGAAGAAUUCACCGUGCUUGUCAGUGACUGGUACAACACCGAUUUCAAGAUUUUGGAGCAACGCCUUGACCAGGGAACUCCUCUCCCGCUUCCUGAUGGUCUUCUCAUCAAUGGACUUCCUAGUGGCCAAGCUGUGUUCACAGGGGAGAAAGACAAGCUCUACAAGUUCAGGAUCUCCAAUGUGGGUGUUGCAGUAGCAAUCAACUUCAGGAUCCAGGGACAUACAAUGACUCUCAUCGAAGUUGAAGGUGCUCAUACGUUGCAAGAAAUCUACGAGUCCCUCGAUGUUCAUGUUGGCCAAUCUGUGACUGUGUUGGUCAGAUUACACGCACCGUUAACCAAGGACUACUUCAUUGUUGCUUCCUCACGUUUCACCAAGCCAAUCCUCACCACCACUGCGAUUCUCAAGUAUGCAGGCUCCAACACACCAGCUGCUAAGCCAUUGCCAGUUGGACCAACUUACCAUCUCCACUGGUCAAUGAAGCAAGCUAGGACUAUCAGGUUGAAUUUGACAGCAAAUGCAGCCAGGCCAAAUCCUCAAGGGUCAUUCCAUUAUGGAACCAUCAACGUCAUGAGGACCAUCUUCCUGACCAACACAGCAGAGAAGGUCAAUGGGAAACUGCGUUAUGCUAUUAACAGCAUCUCCCAUGUUGACCCACCCACACCAUUGAAGCUUGCUGAUUGGUAUAACAUCCCUGGUGUGUUUAAGAUGAACUCUGUCCCAGAUAUGCCCACCAAUACCACUCCUGUUCUUGCUCCUGGUGUCCUUGCAUUCGAACUCCAUGACUUUGUGGAGAUCAUCUUCCAGAACUCAGAAUACACGGUCCAGUCAUAUCACAUGGAUGGAUCCAGUUUCUACAUUGCUGGUUAUGGAAACGGGCCCUGGACACCUGCAAUGAGGAGAAGAUACAAUCUUGCUGAUACAGUGCCUAGACACACUGUUCAGGUUUAUCCAGUAUCAUGGACAGCAAUACUGGUGUCACUGGACAACAAGGGGAUGUGGAACUUGAGGUCUGCAAUUUGGUCGAGGAGAUACCUAGGGCAGCAGCUGUAUAUGAGAGUGUGGAAUGACGAGAAGAGUCUCUUCACUGAGGCUGAUCCACCACCAAAUGUUUUGCUUUGUGGUUUGGUCAAAAAGGCUUAGAUGGAUGAAUGGUGAAAUGAAAGGACAGGAAAGGAAGGGAAUGUGUCUUCAUUCCAGUGUAGUAGCGUCUUGCUACUCUUAGGGUUCUUUGAUUAUUUUUACUACUGUACGUUUGUUGUUUUUCUCCCAAUUUGUCCUUAAAGUUACGAGGGGGUAAUUGCCAAUAGGAAAAAGUUUGAGGGAAAAAAAGGAAUAGGGUUUUACAUUAGAAGAGGAACCAGGGGGCAGAGUGAGCUUCAAUUUGUAAAAGUUCAUUUUAUGUGAUUUGGGGAAUCUACUCUCACAGUCAUAUUUGAUCUGAUAGUAAUAAACUUAUUUUCUUCAGCACCUCAGCAACCUUUACAAAUACAAAAUAAUAGUCAA